This is a messenger RNA of Poecilia latipinna (sailfin molly), 1242 nucleotides long. RefSeq names its product influenza virus NS1A-binding protein homolog A-like. The record is from RefSeq and is a predicted model, not a curated record. Gene Ontology annotation, molecular function: protein binding. Bases 81 to 827 code for a protein of 248 amino acids. Lineage: Eukaryota; Metazoa; Chordata; Actinopteri; Cyprinodontiformes; Poeciliidae. The transcript is spliced from 5 exons.
GUCCUGCAGGGGGCUACAACAGAGAGGAGUGUCUGAGGACUGUGGAGUGCUACAACCCCAACGAGGACUGCUGGACCUUCAUGGCGCCCAUGCGGACUCCCAGGGCUCGGUUCCAGAUGGCUGUGCUGAUGGGUCAGCUGUAUGUUAUCGGGGGUUCCAAUGGACAUUCUGAUGAGCUGAGCAGUGGGGAGAUGUACGAUCCACAAACUGAUGAGUGGGUUCAAGUGCCAGAGCUGAGGACAAACCGCUGCAAUGCAGGUGUCUGCUCCUUGAACAACAAGCUUUAUGUUGUCGGAGGGUCGGACCCCUGCGGGCAGAAGGGCCUGAAGAACUGUGACGUUUUUGACCCUGUGGCAAAAACCUGGUCUAACUGUGCCUCCCUUAACAUCAGGAGACACCAGGCCGCAGUGUGCGAGUUGGAUGGCUUCAUGUACGUGAUUGGAGGAGCAGAGUCGUGGAACUGCCUGAACACCGUAGAGCGCUACAACCCUGACAACAACACCUGGACUCUGGUGGCCCCCAUGAACGUGGCCCGCAGGGGAGCCGCUGUGGCCGUACACGCAGGCAAGCUGUUUGUCGUGGGUGGCUUCGACGGCUCCCACGCGCUCCGCUGCGUCGAGGUGUACGAUCCUGCCCGCAACGACUGGCGGAUGCUCGGCAGCAUGAUCUCCUCCCGCAGCAACGCCGGCGUGGCCAUGCUGGGCGAAACCAUCUACGUCGUGGGCGGCUUCGACGGAAACGAGUUCCUCAGUACGGUGGAGGUGUACAACCCCGAAACGGAUGAGUGGAACGACUGCACCAAAGCCCCAUCUCCCCUCUCUGAGUGAAGGGAGAGGGGAUGGGGAGGGAAGAACGGGGGAAACAGGGUUCUGGAGUUUCACAGUGCUUCACUCAUUUCCAAACUAACAGGCUUAGUGACGUAAUCGUGUUUCGUGAUGUUUUCGUGUAUGAACAGGUAUACGUGGGUGGGGAUGUUGAGGUGAGGAGUCUUCAGUGAAGACUGGCUUAAUCUUAGCAGGUCGGGGAGGGGGGAGGCAAUUUACUGAGAAUCCUUUUGUGUUUUAAAGUGUCAGGCAUUUGCUGCCCAAAGCAACGUUGACGCCUUCUUUUGUUUUUGCAUAUUGCAUAGAUUUUGGUUUUGUCUUGUAUAUAUUUUGUUUCUUCCUCAAAUUUUUUUUUGUCGUAUGCCAACAUUUACUACACUUAGUGCUUUUCAUUUCUUUAAGCUAGUUGCAUGGAGGG